AUCAACAAUAAACAUCAACUCAGCCUUCCCCUCUUUUCUCUGAUCUUCCUCCUCUAUCUCUCUUCCCUAAUUGUUCACACCAUGGCUAUCCUUGCGAAAACAGUGGUCCUUGCGCUUGCAGUAGCAUUGGGCCGCUUCUUUCUACCAAGUUUUUGUCAAGGAUCUUUUUACAGUCACCUUUGGCGUUGGUCGCGUUAUUCACGUAUUGAAGAGUUUCCUUAUGAUUGCAGACGUAUUGUGCAUCCGAGGUUGGAGGCAUGUGAGGAUAUCUGGUUGGACAAUGAGGGGAGGACGUUGUAUGCGGCGUGUGCGGGGACGCAGGAUAGAUUGGCUUGGAAUCAAGCUAUGAAAGACGUAAACGUAACAGGCAGACGACCAGGCGGCUCCGAACUUCUCGCCCUCGACAUCGACAACCCCGGCGAAGACGGCCUCUUCAACUUCCGCGGUAUCAAACCCGUUGGCCACUACAUAGGAGCGACCGGAAACCGCGACCUAGAUCUCCUCGGCUUCGACGCUGAGAUACUAGAUGACGGCACCACACGCUUCUACUUUGUGAACCAGCGCCCGCCGGUAGGACCAUCGCAAGCCAUCAUCGACGCCUCAGAACUCGGCGCAAACUCGACCAUUGAGAUUUUUGAGUUGAAAAAAGGUUGGGACGAAAUGCAGCAUAUCCGCACAAUCCUGUCUCCUGAUAUCUGGACGCCAAAUCGCGUUGCUGCAAUAGGUGAUAAAUCGGGCGCGUUCCUCGUAACAAACGACCACUCUGUCAAGGUGGGUUGGCGCCGAAAACUCGACUACUUCAUCGGUGGGGGAAAUGUUGCAUACUGCUCCGCCUCGGGCUCCUGCCACGCCGCCUACACCGGCAAUGAGGAAAGAGACCAAACCCGCCCUUCAGCCUCUCACGACGAAUCCACUUUCGCAAACUUAAUGCAGAAAAGUUGGAAAUACCUCGCACCCCCCGUCGCCCUAAAAUUCCCAAACGGCCUCUCCCGCAACCCCACCACCUCCCACUUCCACGUCCCCAGCGCUAUUGACGGAAAAAUCAGAAUUUUCUCUCUCGACCCUUCUACCAAAAAACUCACGCUCGUCGAAACGGUCAAUGUGGGUAUGCCACUUGAUAACAUCUCCCCCGAUGCAAACGGCGACAUGUACGCUGCUGGGUUUCCUAACCUGAUACAAUCUGGGAAGGGCUUUGAUGAUCCGUAUGGUGAGAUUUCGCCGGUUACGAUUUGGCGGGUGAGGAAGCGUGGGGUGGAGGGAGAGGGGAGGCAUAAGGUGGAAAAGGUGAUUGAGGAUAAGGAGGGCAAGGUAUUGAGUGGGAGUACGACUGUGAGACAUGAUGUUAAGACUGGGAGGUUGUUUGUUAGUGUGGUCUGUGAACCGAAGCCGGAAGAGGGAGCAGGAGUAUGA
Messenger RNA from Pyrenophora tritici-repentis Pt-1C-BFP, 1410 nucleotides. The record is from RefSeq and is a predicted model, not a curated record. NCBI's taxonomy places the organism in Eukaryota, Fungi, Ascomycota, Dothideomycetes, Pleosporales, Pleosporaceae.